Branchiostoma belcheri (Belcher's lancelet) is the source of this 666-nucleotide messenger RNA. Its product is annotated as collagen alpha chain CG42342-like. The record is from RefSeq and is a predicted model, not a curated record. NCBI's taxonomy places the organism in Eukaryota, Metazoa, Chordata, Leptocardii, Amphioxiformes, Branchiostomatidae. The transcript has 3 exons. Bases 1 to 666 code for a protein of 221 amino acids.
AUGGGCCCAGUUGGCCCUGGGUCGCCCGGGCCUCCUGGGCCUUUUGGACAACCAGGAGAGAAGGGAGCCAUUGGGACAGUUGGUCCUCGGUCUGUUGGGCCUCCUGGUCCUCCUGGACAGAAGGGAGUCACGGGCCCAGCUGGCCCUCGGUGUGUUGGGCCUCCUGGUCCUCCUGGCCCUCCAGGACAGAAUGGGUGCAUGGGCCCAGUUGGCCCUCGGUCUGCCGGGCCUCCUGGUCCUCCAGGAAAGAAGGGAGCCAUGGGCCCAGCUGGUCCUGGAUCUGUCGUGCCACCUAGUCCUCCAGGAGAGAAGGGGGCCAGGGGGCCGAUUGGCCACCCGGGACAAAAGAGUGAAAUAGGACUGGUGGGGCCAACGGCAUUUGUUGCAGCCUGUCCUAAAGGAAGUUAUCACCAGUGGCGUGGAAGCUGCUACAAGGUAUUCGACACCCAGAAGGACUUCAGCGAAGCAACCGCGACCUGCCGUCAAGAUGGCGGCACCCUCGCCAUGCCCCGAGAGGCGGAGACCAACGCUUUCCUGAUGUCCCUGUUUAAGACCACUACUGGCAAUGACGGCGGAUUCUGGCUCGGCCUCUCCGAUGAGCGCGAGGAAGGAGUGUUUACGUGGGAUGACGGCACUUCCCUUGGAGCGUACACCCAGUGGGGUUGA